AUGCCAGCUUCACCUGAGCCUGUGACGGCCACUCCAGAGCCCGAGGAGGUGCCAGCCAAGUUUACUUUGGAGGCUGCUGAUAUCGCAGUGGUUGUGGUUUACUUUGUGUUUGUAUUGGCAGUUGGAAUAUGGUCUUCCAUCAGAGCCAACCGUGGAACAGUGGGUGGAUAUUUCUUGGCAGGACGAUCCAUGACCUGGUGGCCAAUUGGAGCCUCUCUGAUGUCCAGUAACGUCGGCAGUGGCUUGUUCAUCGGAUUAGCUGGGACAGGAGCCGCUGGGGGACUCGCCGUCGGGGGAUUUGAGUGGAAUGCAGCGUGGGUCCUCAUCGCCCUGGGCUGGAUUUUUGUGCCCGUAUAUAUUUCUGCUGGAGUGGUCACCAUGCCGGAGUAUCUGAGGAAGAGGUUUGGGGGUCAGCGAAUCCGGAUCUACAUGAGUGUGCUGUCUCUCAUCCUCUACAUUUUAACCAAGAUAUCAACAGACAUUUUUUCAGGGGCUUUAUUCAUUCAGGUGUCACUGGGGUGGGAUCUUUAUCUCUCCACUGUUAUUCUGCUGGCCGUCACUGCACUCUAUACUAUAGCUGGUGGACUGACAGCAGUGAUCUACACUGACGCCUUGCAGACCGUCAUCAUGGUAAUAGGAGCAUUUGUCCUCAUGUUCAUAGCAUUUGACAAGGUUGGAUGGUACGAGGGUUUGCUGGUUCAGUAUGAGAAAGCUGCACCUGCUCUCACAGUUCCCAACACCACUUGUCAUCUUCCUCGCUCUGAUGCCUUUCAUAUCUUCAGAGACCCAGUGACGGGAGAUAUUCCCUGGCCCGGCCUGAUCUUCGGCCUUACCGUUCUGGCCACAUGGGUCUGGUGCACAGACCAGGUGAUAGUGCAAAGGUCUCUGUCGGCAAAAAACCUGUCUCAUGCCAAAGCUGGUUCAGUGCUCGGUGGCUACCUCAAGGUCUUCCCUAUGUUCUUCGUAGUCAUGCCAGGAAUGAUCAGCAGAGCUCUCUAUCCUGAUGAAGUAGCAUGUGUUGAUCCCGAUGAGUGUCAGAAGAUCUGUGGGGCCAAGGUCGGCUGCUCGAACAUUGCCUACCCAAAAUUAGUGGUGGAGCUCAUGCCAGUGGGUAUGAGAGGGCUGAUGAUCGCUGUAAUGAUGGCAGCACUCAUGUCCUCUCUCACCUCUAUAUUCAACAGCAGCAGCACCUUAUUCACUAUGGACAUCUGGCAGCGGAUCCGGCCCCGGGCCUCUGAGAAAGAGCUCAUGGUAGUGGGCAGAGUGUUUAUUUUAUUGCUAGUGGCCUUGAGCAUUGUGUGGAUUCCAGUCAUUCAAACGGCUAAUAGUGGACAGCUGUUUGACUACAUUCAGGCUAUAACUAGCUUCCUGUCACCUCCCAUCACCACAGUGUUCAUUAUGGCCAUAUUUUGGGGGAGAGUAAAUGAACAGGGAGCUUUUUGGGGUCUGAUGGUGGGACUAGUGGUGGGCAUGGUGAGGAUGAUAAUGGAAUUUGUCUAUGGCACACCAUCAUGUGGAGAGACAGACCUGCGUCCCAGCCUGCUGAAGGAUGUGCACUACCUGUAUUUUGCGCUUAUUCUGCUCGCCCUGACAGUUCUGAUCAUCACAGCCGUCAGCCUCUGCACUGCACCUAUUCCAGAAAAACACCUUGUUCGUUUGACCUGGUGGACAAGACACAGUAAGGAGGAGCGUGUAGAGCUGGAAGACCCCUGGGCCAAACCAGCAGGCUCUGAUCUCAGCACAACGGAGUCAGAGGGGUCGGAUGAGGACGCGCCUGCAUGGUGGAAACGUGCUGGAAUGUGGCUGUGUGGACUCUCCCAAACGACUAAACAAGACCUGACUGAGGAGGAACGGCAGGCACUGGAAAAGAAACUCACUAGUAUUGAAGAAGACCACAUGUGGAAGACUGUGUGCAACGUCAAUGCCCUCAUUUUGCUCACUGCCAAUGUGUUUCUUUGGGGGUACUUUGCUUGAAUGUACUGUAAAGUUCUAUAAUGGCUAAUUGUUUUGUUAGAAACUAAUAGUUUAAGUGUUGACGUUGGCACUUUGAACACUCAUUUUUAUUUAAAAUGUUUUGAAUAACAUUUUAUUUGAAGUUUGUUGCAAACAAUAUUAAAUAAUUACUGCUGUGCCAUAAUGACAAAGCCAUGAAUGAAUGCAUAAAUAAAUAAAUAAUAAAUAUAUAAAA
Molecule: messenger RNA, 2188 nt
Organism: Danio rerio (zebrafish)
Lineage: Eukaryota; Metazoa; Chordata; Actinopteri; Cypriniformes; Danionidae
Gene: slc5a9
Product: solute carrier family 5 member 9
Biological process (GO): carbohydrate transmembrane transport; sodium ion transmembrane transport; transmembrane transport
Cellular component (GO): membrane
Molecular function (GO): transmembrane transporter activity; solute:sodium symporter activity; hexose transmembrane transporter activity
Source: RefSeq, marked provisional